CGUCACGUCUCCAAAAUACGCCUCAUUGAUACACGUAAAUCAAAAACAAAUGUGGGUUUUUGGGUUUUUAAUAGUCUUUUAGAUCUGAUUAAAUUGAUGUAUUAACGUUUAGGAUUAAAAUAAUUUAUUUUAAAUAUGAUUUUUUAAUAUUUAGAUUCAAACUAUAUUUUCAAGUAGCUUAUAAUAAAAUUUGUGAAGUUUUGUAUUGCCGGCUUUAACCUAAAAUUAUAAAAAUUGUUUUUUAAAAAAUGUUAGGAUUUAGCAAGAAAACUACUGCUCAACCACAGAAUGCCGAAAAACAAGAAACACUACUUACUUUAACGAUUUUAACUCUAGCAGCGAUUCUUUCAUUUGCUACAAGGCUGUUUUCCGUGUUAAGAUUUGAAAGCGUAAUUCACGAAUUUGAUCCAUAUUUUAACUACCGUACCACAAAAUAUUUGGCAGAACAGGGUUUUUAUUCUUUUCAUAAUUGGUUUGAUGAUAGAGCAUGGUACCCCUUGGGUAGAAUUAUUGGAGGUACAAUUUAUCCAGGGUUGAUGGUCACUUCAGCAGCAUUUUAUCAUCUAUGUUGGCUGCUAAACAUUACCAUAGAUAUCAGAAAUGUUUGUGUUUUUCUUGCACCUUUGUUUUCUUCAUUCACAACAAUUAUAACUUACCUACUUACGAAGGAGGUGAAAAAUUCAGGUGCUGGGUUAGUUGCAGCUGCAUUUGUCUCAAUUGUGCCAGGUUAUAUCAGUAGGUCUGUAGCUGGAAGCUAUGAUAAUGAGGGAAUUGCUAUAUUUUGCAUGUUGUUAACAUAUUAUACAUGGAUUAAAGCAGUAAAAACUGGUACCAUCCUUUGGGGCACAUUGAGUGCCUUGGCAUAUUUUUAUAUGGUUUCAUCUUGGGGAGGAUACGUAUUUCUUAUUAAUUUAAUACCAUUGCAUGUACUAACAUUAAUGGUUACAGGACGUUUUGGACACCGUAUUUAUAUUGCUUACAGUACUUUAUACUGCGUAGGAACGAUUUUAUCAAUGCAAAUAUCAUUUGUCGGAUUUCAGCCAGUACAAAGUUCCGAACAUAUACUAGCCUUGGGAGUGUUUGGUUUGUGUCAAAUUGUAGCUUUCGUAGACUACAUUCGUAGCAAACUGUCAAAGUCUGAUUUUGAAACCCUUUAUCAAUUUUUGAUAUACACCGUUGGUUUACUAACGGUAACGGUUGGUGGCGUUUUAACAAUUUCCGGAAAAAUUUCGCCUUGGACUGGAAGAUUUUAUUCUCUUCUGGAUCCGUCUUAUGCCAAAAACCACAUUCCUAUUAUCGCCAGCGUUUCAGAACAUCAACCCACUUCUUGGAGUUCGUUUUAUUUCGAUCUACAGAUUUUGGUGUUCCUGUUUCCGGCCGGACUGUAUUUUUGCUUCAAACAGCUGACCGAUUCCAACAUUUUUUUGAUUUUGUAUGGAAUUACUAGUAUAUAUUUUGCGGGCGUAAUGGUCCGUCUCAUGCUGGUGCUCGCACCCAUUAUGUGCAUCCUAAGUGGCAUCACCAUCUCGCAUUUGCUCACUAAAUUUAUGAAAAACAUGGACACCCCGAAACAAUCCGAACACAAGAAGUACAAGAAGACAGAAGCCAAUGCCAGUUUCAGAAGCGAAAUUUCGUCUAUUUUUGUAGUAGUAGUUACCGUCCUUUUGAUAUCUUACACGUUUCAUUGCACUUGGGUGACGUCGGAAGCUUACAGUUCGCCAAGUAUCGUGCUGAGUGCCAGAUCCCACGAUGGCGGCAGGAUAAUCUUUGACGAUUUCAGGGAGGCCUAUUAUUGGUUAAAAAUGAAUACGCCGGAAGACGCCCGUAUCAUGUCAUGGUGGGAUUACGGCUAUCAAAUAACCGCCAUGGCGAAUCGAACGAUACUAGUCGACAACAAUACUUGGAAUAACACGCAUAUAAGUAGAGUCGGGCAGGCCAUGGCCAGUACAGAAGAAAAAGCUUACGAAAUAAUGAAGGAACUCGACGUCGAUUAUGUACUGGUUAUUUUCGGCGGCCUUACUGGUUAUUCAUCGGACGAUAUCAACAAGUUUUUAUGGAUGGUUAGAAUAGGAGGAAGUACUGAUAGAGGAGCUCACAUCAAGGAAUGGGAUUAUUAUUCUCCCAACGGAGAAUUUAGAGUGGACAAAGAGGGUUCGCAAACUCUUCUGAACUGUUUGAUGUAUAAAAUGUGCUACUAUCGUUUUGGGCAAGUUUACACUGAAGGUGGUAAACCACCCGGUUAUGAUCGGGUACGUGGUGCUGAAAUUGGUAACAAAGAUUUCGAACUGGAUGUCUUAGAAGAAGCGUAUACUACUGAACAUUGGUUGGUUAGAAUUUACAAAGUCAAAGAUCUUCCUAAUAGAGGUGUUUAAUUAAUUUGCAAAUAUGUUUUUUUUUGUAUUUUUCUCAUUUUUUUUAUGUAAUAUAUUAAUACAGAUCUUUAUUUUAA
Messenger RNA from Psylliodes chrysocephalus, 2449 nucleotides. The record is from the annotation of a GenBank genome assembly. Lineage: Eukaryota; Metazoa; Arthropoda; Insecta; Coleoptera; Chrysomelidae.